CAGUGGGUUCCGUUGUUUUCAUGAGAGUAGAUGUGCUGUUGAUGACGUAAUCGACGAUUUGCAAAAAAACCUCGACCCGUUUCGUUAAAUUAUUCGCAUAGGUCGCUCGUUAGUUACUACUCGGAUCGAGUCGCUAGGAAACAGGCGACUUGAUUUAGCCAACGCGAGCCUCUUUGUGAAAUCAGGUCGAAAGGGAUGCCGCUGCAGACAGACUCCGACGGACGCCAACAGUCUCUGGAUUUAAUCUCAUCGCAUUUAAUCGGGAAGAGCAGUUUUUCUAUAAAUUUUAAAGGCCUCAGAAUAACGCAUUCUCGACCGAGUGCUUUUGUAAGAUGUUUAAACUCGAGUGCGAACUAAAUGCGCAGCUGUGAAGCGAAGUGACAGCGGCGGCGAAGCAAUUGGCGAGCUAGCGGCGCGGGCUAACGUUAGCUGGUCGUCAACAAAGCGGAGGACGGGGGUCACUAAUCUUUCGUGAAGAAGAAGAUUCUACGGGUUCGACUUUUUUUCUUGACGUUUCCGCCCGUGUUGGACGACAUCGCUCGGUGAGUGAAAUGUGCUGAAACGUCGAUGGUACCGAACCAGGAAGACGGUUUGUCAACUUCGAUUGAGUGGAGUGGGGGAGGGGCGGUGGUCUCCGGGUAGAGGAAAUUGUAUUUUGACCUAUAAGUUUGUCCUCGCGGGGCGCUGUAGCACGCGCACAUUAUUUACAUCGACGUCUGUUUUUGUAUUAAUGCCUUUUUGUUUACCGGCUCAACAUUACCGUUACGCGCUUUACGUUAUCGAUCGCAAUGAAACUGUUGGAAAGCUCCAGCUUUGAAGCCCUCAGCUCUCGGCUGUGCGUCGAAACCGGAGAGUCUCGCAUUCUUGGCAGGAUGGAGAGCUACUCCUGUAAAAUGGCAGGCGAUGAUAAACAUAUGUUCAAGCAGUUCUGCCAGGAGGGGGAGCCACACGUCCUGGAGGCCCUCUCCCCCCCUCAGUCCACCAGCCCUUCAAAGCUGGGGAAGAGCAGUGAGGACGGGGAGAACCACUUGAGUGACAAGUGCUGCAGGAAGACUCUUUUCUACCUCAUCACCACGCUCAACGAGUCUUUCAGACCGGACUACGACUUCAGCGCCGCUCGAGCCCACGAGUUCAGCCGAGAGCCCAGCCUCAACUGGGUGGCUAAUGCAGUGAACGGCAGCCUGUUCUCCGCUGUGGGAGAGGAGUUCAACUCUCUGGGGCCGGAGCUGUGGAACGUCAUCGACCAGGAGAUCAACCUGCAGAGCUGUGACAUUUACAGCUACAACCCGGAUCUGGACUCUGACCCUUUCGGUGAAGAGGGGAGCCUCUGGUCCUUCAACUACUUCUUCUACAACAAGAAGCUCAAGAGGAUCGUAUUCUUCACAUGUCGCUCCGUCAGCGUCUUGAGUGGCUACGGCCGUGAUUGUCUCGACAACGAGCUGGACAUGGAGCUGGAUGACGAGGAGGAAAUGGACGGCUUCACUGAGGACAGGUUCCCCAGAGCUCUGUGCGUGUGAACUUCCCCGAUGGACGCGCCAGAGAAUAUCUCGGCUCCUCCUCAUUUUUCACCCCCUUUUUACAUUUGUUUUUAUUUUGUCGCCUCAUCCAACGCCAUUUUCACACUUAGACCAAUGCAUGUUUGAAGCCUUCUCUUUGGCAGGCAGUGGUUUGUGAGCUGGUGGACAUUUUUUAAAGACUCUGCGGUAACUUUAAAAGCGCCACCUUUCUCCAGCGUGGAGUUUGACCCUCUGUUCCAACCCCAAAUGACACACACACGCGCGCGCACGCGCAUGAGCUUCUCUACACCUGCCACAUUUUCAAAGAGACUCUUCACGGACGCUUGAGAAGAAGGUGUCGUAAUGGAGGAGUGGCAAACAAAAGAAUGCAAAGCAAUGAGUGUCUUGCAAAGGGGAGUCCAGAAAACGGCACCAUUGAUGGGAAGCUGAGCUGGGUCCAUGAAACCCAGUGAGGACGGACCGACUGAUCAGCGGAGGACUCAUCUGUUGUUUCAUUGUUUGCCAUGUGUGGCUUUUAUUAUUUUUGCGUCACAUAUCUUUUUCUUUAACACUGGGUUUUAAAUUUGAUAACUUGUGUUAUUUAAUCAUAUUACUGCAAAAGCUCAUCUGCCGGGGAAAACAAGGCACCUGUUUUUGAUAAACGUCACCUUAUGUUUCAAUCUCCCGUGAUUUCAGUUCCAUGAUUAAUUUUGUAUGUAGUCUAAAUCGAGUAUUUUUUCACCCCCCCCCCCCCCCCCCCCCCCCCCCCCCUAUUCCUGAUUAAUCCCUGUUUCUAAAUGUCUGUCUUGCCAGUGUUUUUAUUUGGUUUGUGCAAAGGUUUCAUUGAAAAGUGAAUGUAUAAUACAAUUUAGAGAAACAUAUUGCAGUAAAAUGACUGUUUAAUGUUCUUGUUUUCUAAAGAUAUUGAGAAGUUUCUUUUACGUUCCUUUACAAGUAGUGAGGAGUUGUAUCUCGACUGCUCUGUGCUUCGUUUUGUUGGCGACUAUAUUGCAGAUGAGAAUAAACUGUUUGAAUCUUA
Messenger RNA from Cyclopterus lumpus (lumpfish), 2535 nucleotides. It is a transcript of the gene maf1b, whose product is annotated as MAF1 homolog, negative regulator of RNA polymerase III b. Gene Ontology annotation, cellular component: nucleus. Gene Ontology annotation, biological process: negative regulation of transcription by RNA polymerase III. The coding region runs from base 789 to 1517 and encodes 242 amino acids. Gene Ontology annotation, molecular function: RNA polymerase III core binding. The transcript is spliced from 8 exons. The record is from RefSeq and is a predicted model, not a curated record. NCBI's taxonomy places the organism in Eukaryota, Metazoa, Chordata, Actinopteri, Perciformes, Cyclopteridae.